Molecule: messenger RNA, 1683 nt
Organism: Trichoderma gamsii
Lineage: Eukaryota; Fungi; Ascomycota; Sordariomycetes; Hypocreales; Hypocreaceae
Exons: 2
Coding region: 1-1683 (560 amino acids)
Biological process (GO): superoxide anion generation; defense response
Cellular component (GO): plasma membrane; NADPH oxidase complex
Molecular function (GO): superoxide-generating NAD(P)H oxidase activity
Source: RefSeq, a predicted model, not a curated record
AUGGGAUACGAAGAGUAUGAGAGCUAUGAGCGGCAGACGGAGCGGUCCAGAUGGACGCCCCUGACGCGGAUGCUGCUCUCCGGAGAGAUGACACAGGAGAAGCAGCAGGAGCUGACGAACCGGGAAAAAUUCGAUCGGUGGAUGAUUAACGAGGGUUACCGAAGAGUGUUCGUUUUCGUCUUCAUUCUCGCCCACGCCCUGAUUUUCGCCUUUGCUUGCGUCCACUACGGCCUCAAAGACAGCUUGGCCACAGCUCGAAGCAUCUUUGGCUUCACAUUCGUCAUUGCCCGAGCCUCUGCGCUGGUCCUCCACGUUGAUGUCGGCAUCAUUCUCUUCCCCGUCUGCAGAACCCUGAUUUCGCUGCUCCGACAGACGCCCCUGAACGGCGUUAUCCAAUUCGACAAAAACAUCACCUUCCACAUCACGACGGCCUGGUCGAUUGUGUUCUUCUCCUGGGCUCACACCAUUGCUCACUGGAACAACUUUGCGCAGGUGGCCAUCAAGAACAACCUGGGAAUCUAUGGCUGGCUGCUUGCCAACUUCGCCUCUGGCCCUGGCUGGACUGGAUACAUCAUGCUGAUUGCACUCAUGGGCAUGGUCUUCACCUCGAUCGAGAAGCCCCGACGAGCCAACUACGAGCGAUUCUGGUACACCCACCACAUGUUCAUCGUCUUCUUCAUCUUCUGGGCCAUCCACGGCGCCUUCUGCAUGAUUCAGCCUGACGUGGCGCCGUUCUGCACCAGCAUUGGGCCCUCGGCCAUUGGUGUGUUUUGGCAGUACUGGAUGUACGGAGGAUUCAUCUACCUGGCGGAGAGAAUUGCGCGCGAGAUUCGCGGACACCACAAGACAUACAUUUCAAAGGUCAUCCAGCACCCCAGCAACGUCUGCGAGAUCCAGAUCAAGAAGGAGAACACCAAGACGCGAGCCGGCCAGUACAUCUUCUUCUGCUGCCCGGCCGUGUCUCUCUGGCAGUACCACCCAUUUACCCUGACGAGUGCCCCCGAGGAGGACUACAUCUCCAUCCACAUGCGUUGCGUGGGUGACUUUACCAAGGAGGUCUCGACCAUUCUGGGCUGCGAGUGGGACAAGAAGGGCAGCGCGAGUAAGGUCGUUGGCGUUUCCGGCGACGAAAACACCGACCCGGCCCUGAAGCGCGUCCUGCCCCGAGUCUACAUCGACGGCCCCUUCGGAUCAGCCUCCGAGGACGUGUUCAAGUACGAAGUGGCGGUCCUCGUCGGAGCCGGUAUUGGUGUCACGCCCUUUGCCUCCAUCCUCAAGUCCAUCUGGUACCGCAUGAACUACCCGCAGCAGAAGACGCGCCUGCGCAAGGUCUACUUCUUCUGGAUCUGCCGAGACUUUGGGUCGUUUGAGUGGUUCCGCUCGCUGCUGCUGGCCGUCGAGGCGCAGGACGUGGACAACCGCAUCGAGAUCCACACGUACCUGACGGCCAAGAUCAAGGCGGACGAUGCCACAAACAUCAUGAUCAACGACGCAAACGCCGACAAGGAUGCCAUUACGGGCCUGAGGAGUCCCACCAACUUUGGCCGUCCGAACUGGGAUAUGAUUUUCCGAGGAAUCCGGAAGCUGCACACGCCUGCUGAGGCGGGUGUGUUUUUCUGUGGACCCAAGGGAUUGGGAAGUUCGUUGCAUGUUUACUGCAACAAGUAUACGGACCCUGAGUAA